GGCACCUGUCUCAACAACGCCGGGCGCGCCCGCGCACCAGCGGCAGUGAACGAGGGACGCGGGGGGGCUGCGGCUCGCCGGCCGGUCUACAGCCGAGCCCGCGCCCCGCGUCGCGCCAGUCAGCUGUUGCAUGCUUAGACGCACGGCUGCGCUUACGCAUUUUUUUUCUUGUUACUAAAUUCUUAUCUACAUCUUGUUAUUCCGCUCUUAUACUAGUCAUUACAUUUUAUAUACAGUCCACUCGCAUUUUUAUUUUAUCACAUCGACAAGAGCUAUCGUCGCGUUUAUUGGUCCUUCUACCGUUAACGUUUGAACCGAACAAAGAAAGUCGUCGGCAACGGAAAUUUUUCAAAAUUUCAAAAAUCAACGGUCCAACGGUUUUCAACCGUCGCUUGGAGAACAAUAGACUUCGUCUUCGAGUUCAAGUUUCGCAAGUGAUCAUCAUAUUCUUCGUGUCAUCGCCUGCAUUUGAUCAUCGUGAGCAUCGAUACGGCAGCAGUCGUCUUCAUCGAGUUCACAUCCAACGGGCGGCGCAAGAAAAAAUCACCGAGACUUCGGAACAAGAAGACUCCUCGAGUUUACACGUCGGUCUACUCUUCGGACAGUCAUCAGCUCAUGAGCUCAUCAGAGGUUGACAGCAUAAAACCGAUGAAUUGGAGGCGUUGGUGGAGGACCCCAGCGAGCAAUAUGCCGAGCGCGAGGAGUUCGAAAAGUUGUACUACAGCUUAGUGGCUUCUGCACGGCAGCUGAUCAGCGGCGCAAGGAAGCUUCUGGAGGGGGAUUCCGCGAACGAGGUGGAUUCUUGUAUUUCUAGUACACACAAACACAAUUCAAUUCGUUUACCAAAAAUUGACUUGCCCAAAUAUUCGGGCAGCUAUCGUGAUUGGCUGGAAUUUAGUGAUACCUUUGUGUCUAUAGUGCAUAACAAUGCAAACUUGGAUAAAAUUAAUAAAUUGCAUUAUUUACGUGCUUCCUUAAAGGGUAGCGCUUCUUUAGUUAUUGAUAACCUUGACUUCAAUUCAGAAAACUAUGACACGGCCUGGAAGUUACUCUGUGAUAGGUAUGACAACAAGAGAUUGCUUGUCAACAAUCAUGUGCAAGCACUUUUCAACGUUCAGUCUAUUGACAGAGAGACAAGUAAGUCACUUCGAUAUAUAUUUGACACUACAAACAAAAAUCUUAGAGCAUUGGCAACCCUUGGUCAACCUAUUCAGAACUGCUUCGUCGACGUACUUAUCAUUUACAUAAUGACCAGUAAACUCCACCACAUAACCAACCUUAAGUGGGAAGAGCACAGGAACACCUUUGUUGAACCUCCAACUUUGUCUGCUUUCAUUAACUUCCUUAGUAACAGAGCUGACUUACUGGAGACAAUGGAGGAAUCUAAGCCAAUAGCUAUAGCUAAAAGCGAAUCCGUCACGACUUCAAAUAAAGCCAAAACUCAUUCAAUGUUACCUGAAAGGUCAUUAAAGGCCUUGACUUGUCCUAUGUGUCGUCAAGAUCAUUUUAUUUUUGCAUGUGAACAGUUUAAAAGCCUUUCAGUACAGGCUCGCAUUAAAAAGGCUCAGGAUUCAAAUGUGUGCAUGAAUUGUCUUCGUCCAGGUCAUGAUACUUCUAGGUGCAAGCUAGGUCAUUGUAAAUAUUGUCGUCAAAAACACAACACUCUGUUACACAUAGACAAUGACAAUGUUCUUCCUAGUGCACACAACACUGUAUUAUCAGCUACUCAAUCCUCUUCAUCUCGAAUAAUUUUACUUUCCACAGCACUCGUGAGGGUGACUGACGCUGACGGUAAUCACCAAACAGCGCGGGUCUUGCUGGACAGUGGGAGUACUACCAAUUUUAUUUCGGAGGACUUUGUUCGUAAGCUGCAUAUUACUACCUACAUUACCAACACUAAGGUAACAGGUAUAAACUCUCAUUCUUCUAGUUGCAGUCAGGGGUGCUCAGUGUCGUUAACAUCAAUUGACGACAGUGGGUACAAUCUGAAUAUCGAUUGUUUCGUAUUGCCGAAAGUAUCAGCAUCGGUUCCACAUGCCUAUGUUGAUACCAGCAACAUACGUAUACCUACGAACGUGCACCUUGCUGACCCCACUUAUUAUAUUCCGUCUUCGAUCGACAUCCUUGUCGGUGCGGAAGUCUUCUGGGGUAUCAUAGGCAGUGGCCGUAUCGCAUUAGGUACUCAUAAACCCACGUUGCUUGAGUCAAAACUAGGUUGGCUCAUUUCGGGUACAUAUUACCAUCAAUCGGAUCUCACUUCACAUGUUUGUAUGCACAUUAACAACUUACAAGUUGAUUUAAAUCGGUUUUGGGAGUUAGAUUCUGUGUCAUCUAUACAUAAUCAUACAAGUGAGGAGAGAUCCUGUGAACAACAUUUUACAGAUAACACAUAUCGUGAUUGUGAUGGGCGAUUUGUGGUAACUAUUCCUUUUAAAGAGUCACCAGACGCAUUGGGUGAUUCAUACGUGUUAGCUAAACAACGAUUUCUAUCUCUUGAACGUCGUUUGGGUAGAGAUCUUCGGCUUAAAAACUUAUACGUUGACUUUAUUAAUGAGUACAUAGAGCUCGGACACAUGUCUGAAUCUACCGGACAUCCACUCGACUCAUCAUAUUCCAAUUAUUUACCACAUCAUAGUGUUUUAAAGGAGUCACGAACUAGCACCAAAUUGAGGGUAGUUUUUGACGCUUCCGCCAAAACUAAGUCAGGCAAAUCUUUCAACGACAUACAGAUGGUUGGUCCCACCAUCCAAGAUGAUUUAUUGUCAAUACUGCUUCGAUUUCGUCAGCAUAAAAUCGUCAUCAGCGCGGACAUUGAAAAAAUGUACCGACAAACUCUUGUUCAUGUCAGUAAUCGUCCUUUACAAAAAAUUCUUUGGAGGGCCGAACCAACUCAUCCGUUGAAGGAAUACACACUUAACACAGUUACGUACGGCACAUCAUCAGCACCAUUUUUGGCCACUAGGUGUUUACUUCAACUGUCUGAAGAGUGCUCAGAUCCGUCAACUAAGUUUUCCAUAGCUCGUGAUUUUUAUGUCGAUGAUUUUCUGUCCGGUGGGUCAUCUGUUUCAGAAGUAUUGGAAAAGGCCUGCAAUGUUGACGGUGUUCUUCGGUCAGCGAAGUACAAUCUUCGGAAAUGGCGGUCCAAUUCCAAUCAGGUCCUGCAGGCGCUUAGCGGUGAACCUGAGGUUUCGGAUGUUUUGAACCUGAGUGACAACGAGCAGUCGAAGACUCUAGGACUUCUAUGGAAAAGCUUGAGUGACACGUUUUCGUUUUCUAUUGACAUAAACAUCACUGAAAAGGCUACUAAACGUCACAUCUUGUCAAUCAUAGCGCAAAUCUUUGAUCCUGUUGGUCUGGUCGUUCCAUGCAUAGUGGAAGCCAAAAUUAUCAUGCAGCAACUAUGGUUGGCUAAAUGUUCUUGGGAUGAGCUUGUUCCCGCACAUAUUCAGUAUGCUUGGAAAGACUUUCAAAAUAGUCUGCACCUUUUGAAUGAGUUCAAGAUACCCCGGUGGGUCUUGUGUGAUUCUGCGUCCCGUCUGCAGCUGCACAUCUUCACUGACGCUUCCGAAAAGGCUUAUGGAGCGUGUGCUUAUGUUCGCAGUGUUUCAAGAGACGGCAAGGUCACGGUACAUCUACUUACCGCUAAAAGCAAGGUAGCUCCAAUCAAAUCCACCACCAUACCGCGGCUUGAGCUGUGUGGUGCCUUGUUGGGCUCACGGUUAUACUCAAAGGUUCGUCAGUCACUUACCUUACGGUUUGAUGAAGUUCAUUGUUGGUGUGAUUCCACAAUCGUCUUGGGAUGGCUAGCUACUUCGUCAAACCAAUUAAAAUCAUUCGUUCGUCAUCGCGUGUCUGAAAUUCAGGAAACUAUAGGAGGGGAGGCUUGGAGAUAUGUUCCGUCGGCUGAAAACCCCGCAGAUCUCGCUUCGCGUGGACUUCGAACUGACAGGCUGAUAUCUUCUUCAUUGUGGUGGUCAGGACCACAAUUUCUCACUAAAGAUAGGUCUUCAUGGCCACAAUUCCCUAUAUCAAAUCAUAAUGACUCUGAGUUACCAGAAACAAUCACUUCUUGUCAUGUUUCUCAUCAUAUUAUUGAAAAUUGUAUUUGUGGCUUAUGGUCCAAGUUUUCAAACUUUAAUACAAUACAUCGUGUGACGGCAUAUGUCAUGCGAUUUAUUAAUAAAUGCAAGAAAACAUCAGUACAGUGUGGUUCACUAACUUCUACUGAACUUAAUAAUUCUUUGAAUCUGUUGUUAAAACUUAGCCAAAUGGAAUCUUUCCCGGAAGAAUAUCAUUUACUUAAAUCAGGUAAACAGUUGCCAGCAAAAAAUAAAUUAUUAUACUUGUCUCCUUUUUUCGAUAAUAUUUCAAACCUGAUUCGUGUUGGGGGAAGAUUAAAUAAUUCAUUUUACGAUUACAAUAUCAAGCAUCCAAUUUUAUUAUCUAGUUCUCAUACAAUUUGCAUCCUCUUGUUCAAUAUGUUUCACUUACGCCUUCUGCAUGCUGGGCCUCAGCUUUUAUUAGCCACUGUUCGUCAUCACUACUAUCCCAUUGGAGGUAGGAACUUGGCAAAAAAGGUCACCCAUCAAUGCGUUAAAUGUUGUAGGGUCAAGGCUAACACUAUUCAGCCUAUCAUGGGUAAUCUUCCAAAGCAGCGAUUACAUUUAGAGUUUCCCUUUUUAGACACAGGUAUAGACUACGCUGGUCCUGUCAUGAUAGCUGACCGGAAAGGUAGAGGGUGUCGGCUCAUCAAAUGUUUUAUUUGUGUGUUCGUGUGUCUAGCUACAAGAGCCAUUCACCUCGAGCUUGUGUCGGACCUUACAAAGGAAGCUUUCUUAGCUGCGCUUAAUCGCUUUAUUGCUCGCAGGGGAAAACCGCGCAACAUAUUUUCCGAUAAUGGAACAACGUUUGUUGGCGCCUUCAAUGAGUUGGCCAAGCUGCUUUCUCAAGACUUAAAUGUUAACACCAUCGACCCAGGCAUUCACUUCUCUUUCAUUCCUGCAUAUACUCCACACUUCGGUGGCUUAUGGGAGUCUGCAGUUAAAUCCACCAAACAUCAUCUCCGGCGGAUUUUAGGUCUAACAAACCUUAACUUCGAGGAGAUGGCUACUUGUUUAAUACAAGUUGAGGCUAUCUUGAAUUCAAGACCCUUAACACCUUUAUCCAACGAUCCUUCCGACCUCGCUCCUUUAACACCUGCCCAUUUCCUCAUUGGUCGUUCUCUAAUCAUGCUGCCUCAUUCACAGGUCCAAAACGCCAACAUCAACAGCCUAAAACGCUUUCAUCGCAUUGACGUAUUGAAACAACAUUUCUGGACUCGCUUCGCGCAUGAAUACAUCAUGUGGUUACAGGAGAGAACGAAGUGGCGUCGGUCCUCCGGCGAGCUCAAGGAGGGAACUAUGGUCGUCAUAAAGGACAAUAACUUACCUCCUCUUAUGUGGCUCUUAGGACGCAUCACACACGUUUUACCCGGCAGAGAUGGCGUCGCCAGGGUCGCCGACAUCCUCACCAAGAAGGGUGUCAUCCGGCGCGCCUUCAACACCAUCUGCCCGCUGCCGGUCUCCACUGUUGAAGACUCUUCAACGGGGGGAGUAUGUUGAGGCACCUGUCUCAACAACGCCGGGCGCGCCCGCGCACCAGCGGCAGUGAACGAGGGACGCGGGGGGGCUGCGGCUCGCCGGCCGGUCUACAGCCGAGCCCGCGCCCCGCGUCGCGCCAGUCAGCUGUUGCAUGCUUAGACGCACGGCUGCGCUUACGCAUUUUUUUUACUUGUUACUAAAUUCUUAUCUACAUCUUGUUAUUCCGCUCUUAUACUAGUCAUUACAUUUUAUAUACAGUC
This is a messenger RNA of Spodoptera litura, 5839 nucleotides long. The record is from RefSeq and is a predicted model, not a curated record. NCBI's taxonomy places the organism in Eukaryota, Metazoa, Arthropoda, Insecta, Lepidoptera, Noctuidae.